Molecule: messenger RNA, 1847 nt
Organism: Gymnodraco acuticeps
Lineage: Eukaryota; Metazoa; Chordata; Actinopteri; Perciformes; Bathydraconidae
Gene: angptl3
Product: angiopoietin-like 3
Exons: 7
Coding region: 125-1537 (470 amino acids)
Biological process (GO): triglyceride homeostasis; phospholipid homeostasis; phospholipid catabolic process
Source: RefSeq, a predicted model, not a curated record
UGCUCACUUCAUUUAAACAGCAAGGAAGUCUGGGCUAGAGGCAGAGGGAGAGAAAGGAGUGCUGAGUAGAGGAAAGCAGGAGCAGUCGUUAGAACAUAUUCAAGGAUUGGACAAGAACGUCACGAUGAAGCUUUAUUGCCUGUUGCUGCUUCUUUCUAUUUCAUCUUCUACCGUUCCCCUGGUGACCUCAGGUAGGGCUCAGUCCACCACCGUGCCCACCUUUGCCCUCACCACUGCAGCGAGCCCAGCCGAGGCCAAGUCUCGUUUUGCUAUGCUGGACGAUGUUCGUCUACUCGCUAACGGCCUCCUUCAGCUAGGCCAGAGUUUACGGGAGUUUGUGCACAAAACUAAGGGCCAAAUCAACGACAUCUUCCAAAGGUUGAACAUUUUCGACCGCUCCUUCUACCAGCUCUCAGUGGUAACCUCUGAGAUCAAGGAGGAAGAGGAGGAACUGAAGAAGACCACCAGUUUCUUGAAGACCAACAAUGAGGAGAUCAAGAACCUGUCCAUGGAAAUCAACUCUAAGAUCAACGGCAUCCUUCAGGAGCGUACCCAGCUGCAGAGCAAAGUGGGGAACCUGGAGGAGCGACUGCAGGGACUGUCGCAGAGGAUUAUCCCCGCUGAGCAGCUUAGCGAAAUCACAGCACUCAGGGAAGUGAUUGAAUCACAAGAGAAAACAAUCAACAAUCUGCUGGUAGCUGUGAAGGAGCAGCACGAUCAGCUCGACAACCAGAAAACCAACAUUAAAAGACUGGAGGAAAAGCUUAACUAUGACAGCUUUCAGGAUACAAUCGAUAAGCCAAUGGAUUCAGUCCCUGCAGACAUGUUUGAAUAUCUGACAGGAAACUCAACUGACCUAGAUGUGAAUGACCUGCCAAGGGACUGCAGUGAGUUGUUUACCAAAGGAGAGGCAAACAGUGGAAUUUAUGUCAUCAAACCAAGCGAAUCUGAACCAUUCAACGUUUACUGCGAAAUGGGUUCAGACGGGGGGUCAACUGUUAUCCAACGCAGGGUCGAUGAUUCAUUGGAUUUUGAACAGCUAUGGGAGAAGUAUGAAAAAGGCUUUGGAGAUCUGGAAAAGAACUUCUGGUUGGGCCUAAAGAAGAUCCACAGCUUCACACAGCAGGGAGCUUACGUCCUGCGUGUUGACUUGGAGGACUGGAAGGAGGGGAACCACUGGGCUGAGUACCGCUUCACACUAGAGGGUCCCUCCAUGGGCUACAGCCUGUAUGUCAGCAACUAUUCUGGUAACCUGCCUGAUGCCAUGGCCAACAGCACCGGCAUGAGGUUCUCCACAACGGACAGAAAUAAUGAAAACCACCGAAACUCCAACUGCUCUCGCAGUUACACAGGUGGUUGGUGGUUUAAUGCUUGCAGAGAAACCAACCUUAAUGGACGGUAUUUGUGGUUGAGGGCAAAAGGACGCUCUAUGAGGAGGAAGGGCAUCCACUGGAAGCCAUGCACAGCGCCCUCAUACUCACUCAAGACGACCAAGAUGACCCUACGAUCGGCUCCUACAGCUGACGGCUUCAAGUGAACCCGUCAAAUCAUACCUUUUCACACUACUAACCUUUUUUUUAUACAAACACUGAUAAGAUCUAAUGCUCAAACAAACAGUUCUAUAGAUGUGAAAAGUGUAGUAACACAUAAACAUUUUUAGUUUAUUAAACGGAUUGUAUCUUAACAGCGUUUUGUCAGAGGUUUGGUGCUAACCAAUAGAUCAGUGGUUCCCAAACUUUUUGUGCCCAAGGCACACCAAAGGACAAGUAAAAAUCUCAAGGCACACCUAUUGUGCAAAAUAGCCCUUAUAACACGUGUUAUCACUCAUAUCAUGUAAAAUAUCUGUA